GAGCAGCCAAACCAAGCCGAGUCGAGCUGCACGUAAUUCGAGCUACAUUUAAUUUGGAGUCAUUAGGUUCAUUAGCCGUUUGCGAGUUCUGCAAGUCAUUUCGUCCUUUGCCACGACCGUGUGGAAACGUGAUAUGUCUUAAUCGAUUUUUCCGCGAUCGGGUUUGUCAACGGGGGCAAUGAAGAAUUGUUUGCUAAUCGAAGCCGCACUCAUAUCUUUCCAUCCUUGUUAUUUACCCCCAGAGCAGCGAUACUCGAUCACGACGUCCUUUGUGUGUGCUCGAUGUCCUCGAUAGCGUUGCGCCAGAUAGAGCUGGCUUUGAUGAGCAAACCGCGCUGCGUGAUUUGAGCUGGUUUUCUCGUAUUUCACGGUAUGUCUGCGUGCGAACUUUCUGUUGCUUGCAACGCGAUCGGAUUAAUUUUGAAUCCAUUGUGCGCUUAUGAUGACAGGUCAUUGUAGGAUCGUAGCUUAGAUUUUUCUUUUUCUUGUUCUUCUAAGCUUCCGCAAAAAGCUAGGUAUGGCACUAGCCAUACCCGCGAACCGCGAGAAAUCGCCCAACUUGCGAUGGGACUUGCGAAUUCAGCAAACGAUGAUCCGAAAUAGUCAGCCUGCCUUGUUUACUGUUUUGAAGAGUUCGAGAUAGACCGCUAAGGAAAGUUCAUCUGUGGGCCAAGCCCUGUAUCUCUCUCUCUCUCUUUGAUACCCCACCUCGAUAUCGCGCUGCGCAUCCUUUUCCGGGCCAGCAUAAACUCGGCUUUUCCAGCUCGAGGCUGCAAUGUUUCUCUUCCUCUGCGUCGCAGUCCUAUCGCUCGUAGCCGACUCGCAAUGCUCACUUCUGGUGUUUCCGAGUUCCGACACGAAACUGCACCUCUACGAAGCUGCCAACCUCACCUUCACUGUCGACGCCGAUCAGCCCCUGGACGAUGUCGUCCUGACGUUGACUUCGAGCGACCCUUCGGUGGUCCAACUGGACUCCGCCAGCAUGCAGAUUUCGCAACUUAUACCCGGCGAAAAUUUCUCAGCGCUCUUGACGCCGCUUCAGAUCGGCUACGCGGACUUGACCUGGGAGUUCGUCGACAAGAUUGGCAAUGACAGCUCCGCCGGCAUCCACAGUAUGCGUGUGGUUAGGGAGCAAACAGCAUUUGCCAUGGGCUUCGGAGCCAUUAUCGGACUUUUGGUGGCGCUGAAUAACGUCAAUGUGGGAUGCCAGCUCGACAUGCAGGUCGUGUUGGCGCAGCUGAAGAAGCCCGUUGCCCCGACGAUCGGCAUGCUGGGCCAGUUCGUCUUCAUGCCUCUCGUCUCCUAUGGGAUGGCCACACUGCUGCUGCAAAACCCUGUGACCAGGCUGGGCUUGUUUACAAUUGGUUCAUGCCCUGGCGGUGUUUACAGCAACUUCUACACCCUGCUCUUGCAGGGAGAUCUCGACCUUAGUGUCACCAUGACCUUCAUCAGCAAUGUUGGAGCACUCGGCAUGAUGCCCCUUUGGAUGCACACACUGGGCCACAAGCUCUCGGGCCCUACGACGCCAGCAGUGCCGUUCAGCAACCUGAUAGUGUCCCUGGUCGCCCUCACCAUACCACUUGGCAUUGGGCUGCUGAUCCAGUACAAGCGCCCAAAAUGGGGGAAGGCAUCAGAAAGGAUAGUCAAGCCCUUCUCCGUUGCAAUUCUCCUGGUGGCACUAGUUGUCGGCAUCUACAGCUACUGGUAUAUCGCUACACUGAUAACCCUUCUGGAGGUUGCAGCCGCUAGUGUAGUGGUAGUUUCGGGAUUUGCAUUCGGCGCCGGCAUGGCCUGGCUGGCACGCCUGAAUCCCAGGCAGAUCAUUGCAGUCUCUCUCGAAACUGCAAUCCAGAACGGGCCCCUCGCCAUUGUUAUAUUGACAUUUUCCUUGCCCGAGCCAAGUGGAGACCUGGCUGUCGUGCCAGUAGCCGUCCUGGUAACCUUGUCCAGUGUCAUACUGCUUACAGUAUUUACGGGAGUUAGUGUGUGGAGGAAAUGUUUGUCAUCACAGACACACAGACAUGCCCCUAUUAAUGUUGAGCUGCCAAGGCAUUCCAGCUCUUCCGAACUGUUUUAAGGUUACAAUAUGCUGUACAACCUCGUUGAUACAUUUUUCGGGGGACCGGGGAGACAAAAUCUGCGAUCCGGGAAAAUGCAAGGAACGAAAGCGCCAUUUGGGGGGCGCUAGAGAUGAGACAGAUAGCAACUGUAAGGAGACUAUUUUACGCGAACAUUCAUAGAGGGUGCUGCCGUAAGAACUAACACAUUUGGCACGCCUUGCAAAAUUUGAAUUCAAAACACACAUCUUCAAUUAAUGGCCUAGUUUGAGAACAUUCAGGGGAAAAAAAAGCACCUGUGGCCCUUGAAGCCUGUUGUCCGUGUUAAUCAUAGCAUCGCCAAAAGAGCAAAGAAAAAUUUAUUCGGCGAAAAUGUAUCGGGAAGGGCACUUUUACGUCACCACGAGCAACUACAAUUUUUUUUUAUAUUGAAUCGGUGAUUAUCGAUUUAAAGGCUAGAUCGUUUGGCGUGGAAUGACCCACACCUGAUAUUGGGUAUGCGAACAUAGUUUCGCAAGAAGUCUUGCCCGAAUUUUUUUCAGAGCUCAAGUCUGAGACAGCAUUCAAAAUAAAGCAAAAACGGCGACUGUGCCUUUCAAAUGCCCUAUACCGGAUGUUUGUCUUCUGCUUACUGGUUUGUAAGCUUGCUCCCAGGUGGCCAUUGUUCAUACAUUUAAAAUAAAGUAUUCAUUGUCAUGAUUAUCUUGCUCAUCGCCGGCCUCUGCCAUUGGUUUUUAGCGUUUUUGCAUUCGGCGAGCACACAAACAGGCUGGUAUAGAAAAUACACGGUCUACAAUUUUUCUUUAUUUUUAAUAUUUCACUACCUCACAAUUGAGCUCUAAAAAAAAAAUAUAGACAAUAAAACUUGAUUCGAAACCGUUUGCAUGCCCAAUUUCAGGUAUGUCCAUUUGGAAUUCAAAUUUUGCAAGGCAUGCCAAAUGUGUUAGUCAUUACGGUUGCACCCCAUAGGUGUGAACUCAAAUUGGCUCAAAAAAGUUUCUAAACAUUUGUAGGUGUGAACUCUAAUGCAGUCAGAAAAAGCUUGUAAUUUCCACCUGGCGCUUUGGGCGACUGAAACGCGGUCGAGCUACGGAGUCCUGGGCUUGCGGAGGGGCGCUUGCCGACGUCCUCGUUGGUCUGUCCCCACGCAAUAGUGCACAACACUUUGUACACCAAAGCCGAAAAAGGGUUUCGCUGGAUGACAUGCCGUAGAAUGUGCAGGAGAGAUUGCGGUGUGCUAGACGAGUUUUGACAGGAGCUUCUUUACACGGCCCCGAAGAAGUACCAGAACCUGCAGCACGUGAGCCGGGCGCAGUUCUUGCAGCUUCUUUCGCGUGUGGAACCAAGAACCACGCGACAACAUGGACCAGAAAACAAACUGAUGCACCAUCUUCCUAUUGCUAGUUAAAAAAUAAAAAAAAUCCUUUGUUGUUAAAUUACACGUGUAUGAAAUAAAAAAAAAAAAAAAAAAGCCGUUUACAACUCCCUGUAACGCCGAAUUAGAGCACAGCUCUUGAGGAGGGGGGAAGGCGCGGGGGGGGGGGGGUCACGUGACCUUGCGGUUACGCCGACGCCGCUCAAGCCGGGCGCCUAAGAGCUGUGCUCUAAAAAAUUGCAAGUGAAAAGGCGCAUUGUUUCCUUUUGUCUGUUCGCUGGUUUGUUUUGUUGCACGAUUCUUGGUUCUACGGGUGAAGAAAGCUGCAGGUUCCGGUACUCCUCCAUACUCUGUCCUGCUCAUCCAUCCAGCCUCUUAUCUGGCAAGACCAAGAGCCAAUGAGAUUGAGCAAGACCUUUUUUAGCCCGUGGUGUAUUGAAGUGUUGUGCGUGGGGACGAGGACAUUGGCAAACACCCCUGCGCAAGCCCAGGACUCAGUCGCUUCUACUCCGAACCUUCUCGAGCAGGACCACACUUGUGUUAUGCCUUGGGUUAGUGAAGGUGGUGAUGCUUCGUGCCGAGCAUCUCGCGGUGUUCCGUCUCAUGCAGCACGGAACAACCACACAAAAUAGGUUCUUUUUCAUAUUGCAAUAGUGCCGUGACCGUAGCAACAAACGUUACACUUGGACGCCAGUGCCACUGUGCAGUCAAUAAGUGGUUCGGUCGAUCCUCGCUGUCCUAGUCUCCCCGUGUAAAUGCAGUUGGGAGUUGGACGAUCCGAAAAUGUGUCGUCCGGUGAGCAAUCUUUCCGCGAAUCGGUCAGUUGUGUAAAUUGACCGGCGGUGUCUGCUUUUUGAGUACAAGAAUUGGAAAAGCAAACGCACUAAGCAGGAAAGUAAUACACGCGUUCCUAUGGGAGCUCGGUGGAACUGGCGCUUCCGAAAGUAAAAGCCGGGAAUGUAUCAAUGAGGUUCCGCUGCAUAACCUUACUUACUGCUGUGGCCAAAGAGGUAUGAAGGUGGCACACAGUGAUGUUAGUAGACACUAAGAGCCAUCCCAUCUAAUCCAGUGUUGUGAUCAUGUUAUGUGACUAUGUGCUCCUCGUCCUAGAAUCCUUUCUAGUCCAUGGUAAGGUGAACCGGAGUACAGUGGAUGGGUCUUGUCCCCCCUUCCAACGUCUGCUCCCUAUAGCAUCAUUUCCACUGUACAAAUUGAGAGGCCACAUGCAAAACCAAAGCAUCUGCGUCCCUCACUGUUGCUGCUUUGUUUUGCAGUGUACUACCCCCAUGGCAUCUCUCUGUACACUGAAUUAGCACAGGACAAGUUUGUUUUCUCGGGACACCACAGACACACCUGGUCUUUGCAUGUGGCCCUUCAGUUGACCUCAGCGGGCAAUAAGUUCAAAGCUCACCACCGUCGAAAGGGACAUGUGGAUACCUACAGUGAGAAUUUGAGCAAUAGAACCAGUGUUCUUUCAAAAGCGUUCUUAUACCAGCCACUGUCUGGCUGUACUGCCGAGUCGUGUUAAUCAAGAAUGGUGCCAACACUUUUACAACAGUACGAGUGACUUGCGUAUGACAUUACUUUAUUUGUACCAUGUGCAUGUACCUGCAUAGCAACACAAAUGCACUUUAUUGCACAUGCAGAUGCAAGGAACAAACUAUAAUAAAAAUACAAUUCUCGGGCUGUUUCUCUUACAAGAGCAGCACACAAAAGUACAUAUGUAAUAUAAUAUAUACCCAGAGCUGAAGUAAAAGUAUUUAUACAUUU
Molecule: messenger RNA, 5202 nt
Organism: Ixodes scapularis (black-legged tick)
Lineage: Eukaryota; Metazoa; Arthropoda; Arachnida; Ixodida; Ixodidae
Product: sodium/bile acid cotransporter
Exons: 3
Coding region: 776-2077 (433 amino acids)
Cellular component (GO): membrane
Source: RefSeq, a predicted model, not a curated record